Leptomonas pyrrhocoris is the source of this 1280-nucleotide messenger RNA. RefSeq lists its product as hypothetical. Gene Ontology annotation, cellular component: nucleolus; small-subunit processome. Gene Ontology annotation, biological process: rRNA base methylation. The transcript has a single exon. NCBI's taxonomy places the organism in Eukaryota, Euglenozoa, Kinetoplastea, Trypanosomatida, Trypanosomatidae. Gene Ontology annotation, molecular function: rRNA (pseudouridine) methyltransferase activity; rRNA binding. The record is from RefSeq and is a predicted model, not a curated record. Bases 48 to 1280 code for a protein of 410 amino acids.
AGGUGAACGGCGUUACUCACAGUUUUUUUUUUCUUUAGUGUGCGACCAUGCAAUCAGGAUUUAAACGCACCCACAGCAGCAGCAGCGGUGGUGGCAGCUUCGAGGGCCGCGGUCGCGGCGGUGGCCGUGGGUUCUCCCGCACGGAAGGCCGCGGCGGCGGGCGAGGUGGAAGAGGCGGCAGAGGCAGAGGUGACGGCGACCGCUUUCGUGACCGCGACCGCAGCGCAUCCGGCAUGUCCAGCAGUCGGCAGUGGUCCGGCAGCUACCGUCCGCAGGUCGCCGACGAGUCGGUGCCGCGGCCGCACCUCCCCGGCGAACGCUCGCGUGGGCGCGGACGCGGGGGCGGCAGUGUGGGCAGCAGCUCCUUCGCCUCCGCUUCUGGCGCACGGGACAACCUCCAUCGGCGCGACAGCCACCCCGUGCAGAACGCGGCGCCUCGAAUUCAAGGCAGCGGUCGCAGCCGUAAUGGAGCCGCAAAGCCGCGUGAUGUGGUGGUGAUUUUAGAGAAGGCCGGUAUUUUAAUGGGCAACAUGGGACUCGUGGACGCGUACGAUCGCGCCGCGACGACGGAGAUUGCGAACGCGUCGUUGAAGGAUGUGCGACCGGACAUUGUUCAUCAGUGCCUGCUGGCGCUCUUCGACUCUGACCUGGCCUACCAGCAUCGCCUGCGUGUGUACAUUAGCCUCUUCUCUCGGCAAGGGAAGGUGAUCGAGGUGUCGCCGGCGCUGCGCCCGCCGCGUACGUACGCGCGUUUCCGCGGUCUCAUGGCGGCUCUGCUGCGGGAUGGUCGCAUCACCUCUACGGACGGGCAGGUGCUGAUGCGGCUGAUGCCCGGGUCUGUCGCCCCUAUUAUCCCGCACGGGGCGGAGGUGAUUGGGCUGACAAACGGUCUGACUGCCCCUAUUGUGACGCCAACCCAGCUCGCGCAGCAGGCCGCUGCCGCCCCUGUCGACGACGCGUUGCAGGGCGGCAUCAAACAUGUCACAGCAUUUUACUGUGUCUCCUGCACGGACGAUUGCAACCUGGAUGGCAUCGACUACAUUACCAAGUCGGUGUGCUUGUCCGCGUACCCAAUGACGGCCCACGUGCAGAGCGCGCGCAUCUGCGAGGGCCACACGCGUGUGGAGCCGGAUGUGACUGCCAGCAAUAGCACCACAGCGAGUGCGAAGGACAUGAGCGGCAACUCGAGUACGAGCGCAGAUCACAGACAUCACCAACAGCAGCAGGCGCCGCGCGUGGGGGAGGUGUUCCCGGUAGAUCAGGGAGAAGAUCUGGAAUGA